AUGGGCUAUAAGUCUUUACAAAUGUCUAUAUUGCAAAUCAUUUUUUAUGAAGACAAGAGCUUCCGGGGCCACUAUGAAUGUAGCAGUGACCACCUUGACCUGCGGUCCUAUGUGAAACAAUGCAAUUCCAUCCAGGUGGAAAAAGGCAGCUAGAUGAUUUACAAGAACCCCAAUUACUUGGGACACCAGCACUUUUUAAAAAGGGGAGACUAUCCUGACUUCCAGAAGUGGUUCAGUCUCUGCAAGUCCAUCAGGUCUUGCCAUGUAAUCCUACACAAUUCUGUUUCCCACAAGAUUCAGCUCUGUGAAAAAGAGGAGCUCCAAGGCCAAAUGUUGGAGCUCACUGAUGAUUGCCCAUCAGUCCCAGGCUACAUCCAUCUCCCCAAGAUCUGCUCCCUCAAUGUUUUAGGUGGCUCUUGGAUCUUGUAUGAAACGCCCAACUUCAGGGGCCGACAGUAUUUACUGAAACCCGGGGAAUACAGAAGAUCCCGAUGGGGUGCAGUAAAUGCCAAAAUUGUCUCUUUGCAGAGGCUGGCUGAUGUGCACUGA
Messenger RNA from Pygoscelis adeliae (Adelie penguin), 549 nucleotides. RefSeq names its product gamma-crystallin D-like. Gene Ontology annotation, biological process: lens development in camera-type eye; visual perception. Lineage: Eukaryota; Metazoa; Chordata; Aves; Sphenisciformes; Spheniscidae. Gene Ontology annotation, molecular function: structural constituent of eye lens. The record is from RefSeq and is a predicted model, not a curated record.